AUGGCAGAUGGUACCUACAGGUUCCAGCAGCCUGGGGCCGGGCCGUUCUCUUUCCAAACACAACCUCACUCUCAUCAACGACACGGCAUCCAGAACGGCACCAAUUCCCCGGUUCGCCUAAAGCUGAAUCACGACACUCCCUCCCCUUCACGCUCUCCUCCAAUUAACCAAAGUGCUGCUUUAAAUCCAUUCGCCAUGUAUCAGAGUCAACAACACCAUAUGUUGAUGAAUGGCGCUCAUCAUCAGCACCAACCCCAUCAACGAUUUGGGACCAUUUCAAAUGUGGGCAUGUCGGUCACAACAAACAAGUUUCAGUCCCAAGCUCAAAUCCACACACAACAAACAAUCCACACCUCUCACCAAGCCACACACCCUUUCCCUCCUCAACACCCCCACUUCAACCAAACUCAUCAGAACGGCGCACCUGCUAUGGUUGAUGACGAUAUGGACGAAACCAUUACCGAACACUGGCAACAGCAGCUUCAGCUUUAUGCUGAGUCGAGGCAGGCCAACUCACCCCACUACUACGCCCGGAUAACAGCCCACCAAGCCAAAGGAGUUCAGCUCAUGUCUAGCCAAUCCGACGCCAACGAGACCACGACCGACGCACGAACCGGAGCUCCAGUUUCUAAGCCAGCUUCACGACAAGGAUGGAAUGCGCUUGACUUUGGAGGGCAGGGCCUGCGGGCCAUUUCCCCCUCACUAUUUGGAUACACCUUCCUUGAGAAACUGUACCUGAAUCACAACAAGUUGAAGCAAAUUCCCGCUGAAAUUGGCCAGCUUCGCAAGUUGACUCAUCUCGAUCUUUCCGGCAAUGAGUUGACCGAGGUCCCCGAAGAAAUUGGAAUGUUGACAAGCCUCAAGAAGCUUUACCUCUUCGACAACAAUAUUCGGACUCUCCCUUAUGAGAUGGGCUACCUCUAUCGGUUGGAAACAUUGGGUAUCGAAGGCAAUCCCUUCAGCGAGGUCCUCAAGUCUCACAUCAUGAAGGAUGGUACGAAGGCGCUGAUCAAAUAUCUGAAAGAAGAGAUGCCAGUUCACUUGCCUCCUCCUGAUCGGGACUGGGUCAUUCUAGACGAUACAGGCAACAGCCCGAAUGAAAAGAUCACAGUCGUCUCCUACAACACCCUCUGUGACUCCUCCGCAACCGCCUCUCACUACGGAUAUGUCCCCCUACGUGUGCUCUCUUGGGAGUUCCGUCGCGAGCUCAUCCUUAACGAACUACGAUCUCACAACUCGGAUAUUGUCUGCCUGCAAGAGGUUGAUCAAGGCAGUUACAACAGCUUCUAUCGGGAGCAACUCGCCUACAAUGACUACAAGGGAGUCUAUUCGCCUCGAGGUCGUGCCAUGGGAAUGCAAGAGGAAGAUGCGAAGGUCAUUGACGGAUGCGCCACAUUCUUCAAGGGAAGCAAGUACGUUCUGUUGGACAAGCAGGUGAUCAACUUUGGUCAAAUUGCCGUGCGUCGCCCAGAUGCUAAAGGCCAAGAUGACAUUUACAAUCGCCUGUGGCAGAAGGAUCACAUUGCGGUUGUUGUUUUCCUGGAGAACCGACAGACUGGAGCGCGGUUCAUUGUUGUGAAUGCCCAUCUUUAUUGGGACCCGGCGUUCAAGGAUGUGAAGCUUAUCCAGACUGCCAUUCUGAUGGAGGAGCUCACUAAGCUGUCCGACAAGUACGCCAAGAUGGGAGCCUGCAAUGACAAGACUGCAUUCCGUUUCUCUGAGGCAGAGGACGGAGCCGAAAAAGCCCCUGAAGUUGAGUGUGCGCCAUCCAUGGAGUAUGCUAGCGGUGAUCAGAUUCCUGUCCUUAUGUGCGGUGAUUUCAACUCGUCGCCUCUUUCCGCCGCCUACAAUGUCAUUGCAGAUGGACGUCUUGACCAGGGACACCCUGAGCUUCAGAAUCGUCUUUACGGCAAUAUCAGUAAGAAUGGUAUGACACACCCAUUCAAGCUCAAGUCGGCUUAUGACGCCAUUGGGGAACUCAGUUUCACCAACUACACUCCUGAUUUCAGUGACAUUCUUGAUUACGUCUGGUACUCUUCCAACACACUCUACGUAUCGGCUUUGCUGGGUGAGGUGGAUAAAGAAUACCUUCGCCGGGUACCUGGCUUCCCCAAUUUUCAUUUUCCAAGUGAUCAUAUCGCAUUGUUCGCGGAGUUUACACUUAAAGGGAAGAAGGGUAAGGUUGUUGAGGCAGAUUUUGGGCCUCAGCGACACUGA
Messenger RNA from Penicillium malachiteum, 2217 nucleotides. RefSeq names its product CCR4-Not complex 3'-5'-exoribonuclease subunit Ccr4. Gene Ontology annotation, biological process: nuclear-transcribed mRNA poly(A) tail shortening. The record is from RefSeq and is a predicted model, not a curated record. NCBI's taxonomy places the organism in Eukaryota, Fungi, Ascomycota, Eurotiomycetes, Eurotiales, Aspergillaceae. Gene Ontology annotation, cellular component: CCR4-NOT complex; nucleus; cytoplasm. The transcript is spliced from 2 exons. Gene Ontology annotation, molecular function: poly(A)-specific ribonuclease activity; protein binding. Bases 1 to 2217 code for a protein of 738 amino acids.